AGUCCUUUGCGGACCAAAGUGAGAUGUAUAUCAUCUCUUAUCUCUCACUACAAGACAAAACAAUCACGAGAAUACCUCUUUCCCUUCUCCAAAAUCUAAUCCUCCCAUGGAGUCUCCUCCCGUCUUCUCCUCCUCCUCAGAUCUCUCCUAAAUUCACACACACAAAGCCAUGUCUUACCUUCUUCGCUCCGAACCCGUCUCUCGGAUCCACCCGGAGCCUCAGCCCUUAGACGACAUCGACCACUUCGACCAUCUCCCCGACUCUCUCCUCCUCCUCAUCUUCGAUAAAGUCGCCGACGUCAAAGAUCUCGGCCGCUGCUGCAUCGUCUCCCGCAGAUUCCACUCCCUCGUCCCUUUCGUCGAGAACGUCCUCGUCCGCGUCGACUGCGUCAUCUCCGACGACGACGAUCGUCGCUUCUCGCUAAACACCGCAUCGAUCUCCGACGCCUCCGCCGGUGGCUCCUUCUCCGCCUUGUUCCGCCUCGUCUUUGCUCCGAUCUUCAAGCCGUUUCAAGCGCUGGGACAGUUCCUAGGGCCGAGACGAUCGUUAUCGUCUCUCGAGGACGAGACUGAUCAGAGCGGCGUCACGCACCACUCGCCGACGCAGGUUCUGAAAAACUUCGCCGAGAUUCGGUUUCUGAGGAUCGAACUGCCGACGGGGGAGCUGGGGAUCGAAGACGGUAUCUUGCUGAAGUGGAGAGCUGACUUCGGAUCCACGCUUGAUAACUGCAUGAUACUCGGCGCGUCUUCCGUGACUCGGUCGAGUUCAGAUCUCGAGAGUCCUCUUCUUGAUGACGACAAUGGUAACAUACCUGAGUCGUUCUACACUAACGGAGGACUUAAGCUCCGUGUUGUCUGGACGAUCAGCUCAUUAAUCGCCGCCUCGGCUCGGCAUUAUCUUCUUCAACCGAUCAUAACCGAGCACAAGACGUUGGAUCGUCUUGUUCUGUCUGACGCUGAUGGGCAGGGUGUCCUGUCUAUGAACCGAGAACAGCUUGAGGAGCUUAGGGUGACUCCUUUGUCCGCUUCUUCAGCUUCGAAGCGGACGCUUGUGCCGGCGUUGAACAUGAGGCUGUGGUAUGCGCCGCAGUUGGAUUUACCUGAUGGCACUGUUCUGACAGGUGCGACGUUGGUGGCUAUUAGGCCGAGCGAGUCGAAGAAGGAAGUUUGUGAUGCUUCUUGGUUGGCUGAUGCAUUUGAGGAACCGUUUGGGACCGCUGCGAGGAUGUUGAUCAAGAGGAGGACUUAUUGUCUGGAGAUGAACUCGUUUUGAUUUGGGCACUACGACGGUUUCAGAUAGGGAGAGCAAGCAAGUCCACGUAUAUUGGAGAAUGAAGGAAAGAAAAGAGAAGAAACAAAAAGAUCACAAAUGUACUAAAUUGCAACAACUCUCUGGCUUUUGAUGCAAAGGAGUUUCCAAUCGAAUGAUUCUUCUAUAAGGGAUGCAGGAGGAUUAAGAAACUGAAGUACGCAAAUUGUACAUAUACCGCUUGUAGAAGAAGAAUGUGAAUGAGCAAGAACAUGUGUUUUUUGGUCUGUGUUUAAAGGCGUUGAAAGGACAUGUUAGGAUGGGAAGGAAUUAUGUUACAUACGAGUUUGUAAUAAAUUAUUUUCAGCUUUA
Messenger RNA from Brassica napus (rape), 1621 nucleotides. Its product is annotated as F-box protein At1g30200. The record is from RefSeq and is a predicted model, not a curated record. Gene Ontology annotation, molecular function: protein binding. Lineage: Eukaryota; Viridiplantae; Streptophyta; Magnoliopsida; Brassicales; Brassicaceae. Bases 170 to 1273 code for a protein of 367 amino acids. The transcript has 2 exons.